UGCAUUGUACUUGCAUUUACCGGUCUUCUCCACGCAAUGGUGCUACAACCGUAGAGUCUGGACACAUCUCUUCGACGCCGGUGGAUUUUAUCUGACUACAGUACUCGCCACGUGUGAAAAGGUAGAGGUCAGGUUUCUUGAAGAUGACAAACAGUUCUACGUACCUGCAGGCUGGUUGGAGGCUGACGUGUGCGCACAUAAGAAGGUGCAUCACCAGAGUUCAAAAGGACAAACAUGCAACAGUGAAUAAGCAGACACACCUCCGGAUGACUUUAAGCCCCGCCCAUUUCUCAUACACCUGUAUAUAAUUUCACCCGUGGCACCAGAACAGUCAGAGUCUCCUGCACAUCACGAGUCCCAAUCAUCUCAACUCCAUCUGAAGAAUUUAUCUGCUCCUGCAACCACACCAUCAUGACCUCCAGCAUGUCCAUGAGGAGCUUCUCCAUGAACCGACAGCCAUCCUUUUCCAGCCGUUCUCUGAUGGACACAGGCCGCGCUCGUUCACGUGCGUCGGUGUCUUUCGCAGCGACCAGCCCUCUGACCCGCUCAGCUUCUAUCAGCCAGGAUCUGAACGGGCCAAUUGGUCUUCAAAUUAAUGGGCUGCAUGGCAACAGCACUAAUGAGAAGGAAGCCAUGCAGAGUCUCAACAGCCGUCUGGCCAACUACCUGGACAAGGUGCGCACGCUGGAGCGCUCCAACGCAGACCUGGAGAUGAAGAUCAAGCAGGUGAUGCUGGACCGCAUCCCCAAAGGUCAUGACGUGGACUCAAUGAUGGCCCAAGCCCAUGCUGUGGAGCAGGAGGUGAGGAAGAAGACUCUGGAGAACGCCCGUCUCAUGCUGGAGAUAGAUAAUGCCAAACUGGCCGCUGAUGACUUCAGAAUCAAGUGGGAGACAGAGCUGGUGAUGUGUCAGUCUGUGGAGCGAGACUGCGUGGCCCUGAAAAAGGCCAAGACUGAUCACGAGCAGAUCAUUGCCUCUCUGAGGGGAGACCUGGACAGCCUGAAAGAGGAACUGUACUUCCUAAAGAGGAACCAUGAGGAGGAGAUGGAACAGAUGAAGUCUCGUAUUGCCAGAGACGAGGUGAAUGUAGAGGUAGACUCUGCCACCGGGCCGGAGCUGGGCACUAUUUUGGCUGACCUGCGAACUCAGUAUGAGGGAAUUGUCAACAAGAACAAGGAGCAGGCAGAGCAGUGGUACCACAAGAAGCUGGAGAUGGUGCAGAAUCAGGUGAAGGAGAACAACGAAGCUCUGAGAGCUUCUCAGGGUGAACUUACUGAGAGGCAGCGCUUCCUCCAGACCCUGGAGGUGGAGCUAGACGGUCUGCACAAACAGAUUGCAGCCCUGGAAGGAAACCUGGCUGAGACCAGUCAGAAGUACUCAGGCGAGAUGGAGCGGCUGCAGGCCAACCUCAGUCAGAUGGAGGACAACCUCUCCCAGCUCAGGCUGGAAAUGCAGCGCACCAAGACCGACUACGAGCAGCUGCUGCGCAUCAAGCAGAACCUGGAAAUGGAGAUCGCCACCUACAGGCGCCUGCUUGAGGGAGAGGAACUGGUGAAGGAGAUUCCUGCUCCACCAAAGAAGGAGCCUGAUGUGCGCACCAGGAAGAUUGUGAAGGUGGUGACUCAGACGAUGGUCAACGGCAAAGUGGUGGAUGAAUCCAGCGAGGUGGAGCAGAUCGAGGAGACCAAGAAGUAGAGAAGAGCUGGAGAGACAGAGAGAGAAAAACAGAAAUAAAGGUAGAAACCAUGAUAACGGUCAGAAUAUUUACACCUAGGCCUUAUUGAAGUGAAACCACUUUAGUAUGAGUCCGUGCCUGAGGGCACAUACUAUGUCUACUAUGAAUGUUUUGUGGUUAAAUAGAGGCCCCCUGAACAUUCUCUUUUCCAAGUAACAAGUUUACAAGCCUAGCAGCUUUCACACAAUAACCAUUUGAUUUUAUCUGCUGCCGUCUUUUACAUCUAUUUUAAAUAGUGAUGCCUGUGAAAAAGGAACUAACUAACCAACCAGUGCUAUAUCUUUACACAGUUUUACUAAAGAGAUGACGUGUACUCCACUAAUAAACAGGUGUGUUGGUGUGGUGAAGUUUACUGUAGUUUACAGGCAUUUAAUCCUUUCACACGAGUACCAAUAUAUUUGUCUUUGUUGUUUAUGUGUUUGUUGUACUGUGGAAAU
Molecule: messenger RNA, 2172 nt
Organism: Cynoglossus semilaevis (tongue sole)
Lineage: Eukaryota; Metazoa; Chordata; Actinopteri; Pleuronectiformes; Cynoglossidae
Product: keratin, type I cytoskeletal 18
Exons: 12
Coding region: 412-1695 (427 amino acids)
Cellular component (GO): cytoskeleton
Molecular function (GO): structural molecule activity
Source: RefSeq, a predicted model, not a curated record